Hippopotamus amphibius kiboko is the source of this 3296-nucleotide messenger RNA. RefSeq names its product sorting nexin 29 (gene SNX29). The record is from RefSeq and is a predicted model, not a curated record. The coding region runs from base 72 to 2525 and encodes 817 amino acids. NCBI's taxonomy places the organism in Eukaryota, Metazoa, Chordata, Mammalia, Artiodactyla, Hippopotamidae. The transcript is spliced from 21 exons. Gene Ontology annotation, molecular function: phosphatidylinositol binding.
UCCCGGCCUGUCUGGAGCGCGGCAGCGGCAGUGGCGGCGGCACGGCAGGCACCGGCCCGGGGAGCGGCACCAUGAGCGGAUCACAGAACAAUGACAUGAAAAGACAGUUUCUGCUGGAGCGACUGUUGGAUGCAGUGAAACAGUGCCAGAUCCGCUUUGGAGGGAGAAAGGAGAUCGCCUCGGAUUCCGAUAGCAGGGUAACCUGUCUUUGUGCCCAGUUUGAGGCCGUCCUGCAGCAUGGCUUGAAGAGGAGUCGAGGAUUAGCACUCACAGCGGCCGCGAUCAAACAGGCAGCGGGCUUCGCCAGCAAAACCGAAACAGAGCCCGUGUUCUGGUUCUACGUGAAGGAGGUCCUCAGCAAGCACGAGCUGCAGCGCUUCUACGCCCUGCGCCACAUCGCCUCGGACGUGGGCCGCGGCCGCGCCUGGCUGCGCUGCGCCCUCAACGAGCACUCCCUGGAGCGCUACCUGCACAUGCUCCUGGCCGACCGUGGCAGGCUCAGCACUUUUUAUGAAGACUGGGCAUUUGUGAUGGAUGAAGAAAGGUCUAGCAUGCUUCCUACCAUGGCAGCUGGUCUGAACUCCAUACUUUUUGCGAUUAACAUCGACAACAAGGACUUAAACGGGCAGAGUAAGGUUGCUCCCACCGUCUCCGACCUCUUGAAAGAAUCCACGCAGAACGUGACGUCCUUGCUGAAGGAAUCCACGCAAGGAGUGAGCAGCCUCUUCAGGGAGAUCACGGCAUCCUCGGCCGUCUCCAUCCUCAUCAGGCCUGAGCAGGAGACCGACCCCCUGCCUGUCGUGUCCAAGCACGUUGGUGUCGAUGCCAAAUGUAAAAGGGAACGGAAGAAGAAAAAGAAGGUGACCAACAUCAUCUCGUUUGAUGACGAGGAAGACGAGCAGAGCUCCGGGGAUGUUUUUAAGAAGAUCCCUGGGGCAGGGGAGAGCUCGGAGGAGAACUCUGACCGCUCCUCGAUCAAUAUCAUGUCAGCCUUUGAAAGCCCCUUUGGGCCAAAUUCCAACGGAAGUCAGAGCAGCAACUCCUGGAAAAUUGAUUCUCUGUCUUUGAAUGGGGAGUUUGGGUACCAGAAGCUCGAUGUGAAAAGCAUCGAUGAUGAAGACGUGGAUGAGAACGAGGACGAUGUAUACGGGAGCACGCCGGGAAGGAAGCGCCUGGGCCACUCGGAGUUGCUGGAAAAGCCGCUGGACGGGGACGCCUGCCUCUCCCAGAUGCAUAGCUGGGCUCCGCUGCAGGUGCUGCACGGCGACGCCGACGUGCUCUUCCCAGUCAACGGCAUGGGCUCCUACAGCCCUGCAGAUGCCCCCCUCGGGAGCCUGGAGAACGGGACGGGACCCGAGGACCGCGUCCUCCCGGAGCCCGGACCUCGGUACAGUGUGGAUGCCAGUCCCCCAGGCCAAGGAAGUCCACUGAGCAGCCUGUUACCUUCUGCCUCGGUGCCAGAGUCCAUGACAAUUAGUGAACUGCGACAAGCCAUCGUGGCCAUGAUGAACAGGAAGGAGGAGCUGGAAGAGGAGAACAGGUCGCUGCGGAACCUGCUUGACGGUGAGAUGCAGCACUCAGCCACGCUCCGCCAAGAGGUCGACUCCUUGAAAAGGAAGGUGGCCGAGCAGGAGGAGCGGCACAGCACGAAGGUCCAGGCGUUGGCAAGAGAAAACGAGGUGCUCAAAGUCCAACUGAAGAAAUACGUAGGAGCUGUCCAGAUGCUGAAACGAGAAGGUCAAACAGCUGAAGUUGUACCAAAUCUUUGGAAUGUGGAUGGUGAAGUUACAGUUACUGAGCAGAAGCCGGGAGAAGUCGCCGAGGAACUAGCAAGCUCCUACGAAAGGAAGCUCAUCGAGGUGGCGGAGAUGCAUGGGGAGCUGAUGGAGUUCAACGAGCGCCUGCACCGGGCCCUGGUGGCCAAGGAAGCCCUCGUGUCCCAGAUGAGGCAGGAGCUCAUCGACCUCCGCGGGCCGGUGCCUGGAGACUUGAGUCAAACAUCCGAAGACCAGAGUUUGUCGGAUUUUGAGAUAUCAAACCGAGCUCUGAUCAACGUCUGGAUCCCGUCAGUGUUUCUCCGGGGCAAAGCUGCCAACGCGUUCCACGUGUAUCAGGUCUACAUCCGGAUAAAAGAUGACGAGUGGACCGUGUACCGGCGGUAUGCGGAGUUCAGGAGUUUGCAUCACAAGUUACAGAACAAAUACCCUCAAGUGAGGGCCUAUAACUUCCCACCCAAAAAGGCCAUUGGAAACAAGGAUGCCAAGUUUGUGGAGGAACGCAGGAAGCAGCUCCAGAACUACCUGCGUAGCGUCAUGAACAAGGUCAUCCAGGUGGUGCCCGAGUUUGCUGCCAGCCCCCAGAAAGAGACCCUGGUCCAGCUGAUGCCCUUCUUCAUCGACAUCACUCCUCCCGGAGAACCGCUCACCAAGAACAGCCGACCCAAAGCGGCUUCCCGCUUCCCCAAGCUGUCCCGAGGUCACCCCAGGGAGACGCGCAACGUGGAGCCCCAGAGCGGCGACCUCUGACCUCGACGGCCACCCAGACUCGGGCCCUACGUGCCACGCCAGCUGCCUCCACCCUGGCCACGGCAGCUGGCCCCUUCCACCUCGGAGGGACAACCCUGUCCCCCGGUGAACCCCAGAGAGCACACCUUCCCCGUGGGGCACGUGACACCCCGAUUAAACUGGGCCGUGUGAGAGCAGGGCGGCUCCUCUCUGGACAGACGCAGACACGCGGGCCCUGCUCUCCCCAGGCCCUGCCCUGGGCCACGAGGGCCAGCCGUUCCCCUCCCUCCAGCCCAGGGGCCAGCAGGAGGGUGGGCGCCGGGUCAGGCUUGGAGUCUCCCUGGUCGAGAUGCACAAGUCUGAUGUCUCAUUUGGUCAGAAGGUUCAUUCAGAAACCACGUCUUGACUCUUUCCCCUGUGGGAAUUCGAAUGACUGUUACCUUUUUUGUUUUCUCCUGUUUAAUGUACUUGCCUGCUACAACCUAUGGGCACGGAAGGUUUGGGCUGGGGUGGCUCCUGUCCAUGCACUCCCCAUCGGUGGUCAGUAGACACCCUAGUUCUUGACACCGUGCUCCAGGGAAACAGUCCCAUGGCCUUCAUGCAAAGGAGCCGUUAGAAGGAUGCGGAACUGUGGUUCUUGGAGAACUUCCCUACCUCCUUGUGGUUGAUUCUGGAAGGACCAGCCCCUACAGGAAACCUGAGGCCCCCUAGGCCCACGUGCACCUGCUCAGGCCAGCCAUCAGCGGCAACCUGGUGACCCGUCCUGGAGUGCCCUGGGCUAUCCAGGAGUCG